This is a messenger RNA of Cajanus cajan (pigeon pea), 426 nucleotides long. RefSeq lists its product as uncharacterized. The record is from RefSeq and is a predicted model, not a curated record. NCBI's taxonomy places the organism in Eukaryota, Viridiplantae, Streptophyta, Magnoliopsida, Fabales, Fabaceae.
AUGUAUUCUUAUUGGGUUGUCUUUGGCAAAUCAUGUCAUCUUCCUGUGGAGAUAGAGCACCGAGCCUAUUGGGCUAUGAAGACCUACAACUUCUCCAUUGAUCAUGCUAAAGAGGAAAGAAGAUUGCAACUGAGUGAGCUUGAUGAGAUCUGCCUGGAAGCCUACGAGAACUCUAAGUUCUACAAGGAGAAAACCAAGAAGUUCCAUGAUAGUUUGAUAGCUAGAAAGGACUUCACGGUCGGGAAGAAAGUUUUACUGUAUGAUUCAAGGCUCGGUCUCAUGGAUGUCGAGAUCAAAAGUGAAUCCACAAACAAGAGCUUCAAAUUUAAUGGGCAUCAUUUUAAGCCUUUCCUCAGCAAUCCUUUCGUGUUGAAUGCAGUUGUAGAGGAGAUGUCUCUGCUCGACCCCACUUCUCUCCCGCCAUGA